This is a messenger RNA of Phalacrocorax carbo (great cormorant), 2120 nucleotides long. The record is from RefSeq and is a predicted model, not a curated record. Lineage: Eukaryota; Metazoa; Chordata; Aves; Suliformes; Phalacrocoracidae.
GCGGCUCCCGCCGCCGGCCGCCAGGGGGCAGCAGCGCGGCGCCUCCCGCCCCGGCCGAGCUGCUUCCGGCCCACGUGGGGCGCGCGGGCACAUGGCGGCGGGCAUGGCGCCGGACGGGGACGUGCAGCGGCUGCUGAUCCAGUUCCGCGAUGAGGCGGGGGAGUCCCUGGGCUCCCCUUUCGACGUCCCGGUCACCAUCACCCCGGACAAGCUGCAGCUGGUCUGCAACGCCCUCCUGCAGAAGGAUGAGCCAGUGCCUCUGGCCUUCUUUGUCCAUGAUGCCGAGAUCGUGGCGUCACUGGAGAAGACCCUGGCGGGGCAGACGGUGGAGACGGAGAAGGUUCUGGACAUCAUCUACCAGCCGCAGGCGGUGUUCAGGGUGCGGGCAGUGACCCGCUGCACCAGCUCCCUGGAGGGACACACCGAGGCCGUCAUCUCCGUGGCCUUCAGCCCCACGGGAAAGUACCUGGCGAGCGGCUCCGGAGACACCACUGUCCGCUUCUGGGACCUCAGCACGGAGACGCCGCAGUUCACGGCCAAAGGUCACCGGCACUGGGUGCUCAGCAUCGCCUGGUCGCCCGACGGCAAGAAGCUGGCCUCGGGCUGCAAGAACAGCCAGAUAUUUCUCUGGGACCCAGCCACCGGCAAUCAGAUCGGCCGGGUGCUCACCGGCCACUCCAAAUGGAUCACGUGUCUGUGCUGGGAACCGCUCCACAUAAACCCAGAGUGCCGCUACCUGGCAAGUGCCUCCAAGGAUGGCAGCAUCCGCAUCUGGGACACGCUGAUGGGCAGGUGUGACAAAAUCCUCACGAGCCACACGCAGUCCGUGACGUGUGUGAAGUGGGGGGGCGAUGGCUUGCUCUACUCCUCCUCCCAGGACAGGACCAUCAAAGUCUGGAGGAGCCAGGACGGGGUCCUCUGCCGCACCUUGCAGGGCCAUGCUCACUGGGUGAACACCAUGGCCCUUAGCACUGACUACGUUCUCCGCACUGGUGCCUUUGAACCUGCUGAGGCCACCAUCAACCCACAGGAUGUAAGCGGCUCCCUGGCAGAACUGAAGGACAAGGCACAGCAGAGGUAUGACCAAGUCCGGGGCCAGGAACCCGAAAGGCUCGUCUCAGGGUCAGAUGAUUUCACGCUGUUUCUUUGGAGACCAGCAGAAGACAAGAAGCCGCUGGAGAGAAUGACAGGCCACCAGGCAUUGAUUAACCAAGUCCUCUUCUCGCCAGACACCCGGAUAAUAGCUAGUGCUUCCUUUGACAAGUCCAUAAAGCUCUGGGAUGGUAGGACAGGAAAGUACCUGACAUCGCUGAGAGGGCACGUCUCAGCUGUGUAUCAGAUUGCCUGGUCAGCCGACAGCCGCUUGCUGGUGAGUGGGAGCAGUGACAGCACGCUGAAGGUCUGGGAUGCCAAGAUGAAGAAACUGGCCAUUGAUCUUCCUGGCCAUGCAGACGAGGUGUAUGCAACAGAUUGGAGCCCGGAUGGACAGAGGGUAGCGAGUGGAGGGAAGGAUAAGUGUUUGCGGAUGACAGGAACCGUUGCUGUCCCCUGGGGGAUGACUAGAAAGCAGAGUCCCUCCAGCUGAGCAGUCAGUGGUGAAAUUUGACUCAGAUGUUUUGGCUCCUGGAGAGGGGAACAAACAGUUGCACCAGUCAGUCAGACCCUUCCUUUCUCACCUUCCUCCAUCUCCCAGUUAUGCAGACAGACAAAUUCCCGUGAGCCGGUUGCCAUUUGACCACAGCUGAUGAAGGAACCCGGUCCUGAGGACCCCCCGUGCUGCUCUUGUACGGUGCCUGCUGGGCCGUGUGGCAGCGCUGGUGCUGGGUCCCAGGGACGCAGCAGCUCUUUCCAUUUGCAGAUGGCGUCGAUAGGAACAGCGACGAGAAGCUGCUGGUCCUGUCCUAAGCUGGCCCGCCCUCGGUGCGAUCUGCCUGGGAGAUCUGCGAGGUGAUGGAUGACGGAGGCUGACCCGAGCACGACUCCCUGUUCCUGUUGGCUGCUCUCCCUCAUGGACUCUUUCCUUAUAUUUAUUUAAGGAAAUUUUAAUUCCAGUUCUUAUUAAGAGCUGUGCUUUGCAGGAUGAUUUCCUCUGAACAUUACAGGAGGGAUAUCUCAUCUGC